Molecule: messenger RNA, 1417 nt
Organism: Neolamprologus brichardi
Lineage: Eukaryota; Metazoa; Chordata; Actinopteri; Cichliformes; Cichlidae
Source: RefSeq, a predicted model, not a curated record
CUUGGGAAGCAGCAACAGCAGCAGCGGAAUCAGCAGCGGUGGCGCACUGAGGGGGAAGUUCUUUUUAAAUCUUUGGGCCAUGGCGGAGUCUCAGCUGGUGUGCAUGGAUGAUGAGCACGUUAACGAGAAGGUCCCGGAGUCCAAGCCGGAGUUUUACUACAGUGAGGAGCAGCGUGCGGCCCUGGAGCAGCUGCUGAGGAACGGGGACGGAGCCUUCAAGAUGCGCCUCCAGGAGGACAACACCAAAGACUUCCUAUGCGCCCGGGAGGUCAAAGUUAUCCGCAAAACCUUCCACGAGUACGACACGGACAGCGACUCCGAGUCCGGGGAGCACGACAAGUCCAAGGGCUCCUCCAGCGCGGACUCCGGGGUCCACUCCACCUACUGGCCCGAGAUGUCCGACACAGAGGUCCCGAGUCUGGACAUCGGUUGGCCCGGCAGCAGCGGCGUCUACAAGGGGGUGACCCGGGUGUCCGUGUACACCCACCCCCCCAAAGAGCAGCGACCGCACAUCAAGGCGGUGGUGAGGAGGCUCAUCCAGGAGUCACACAAGGCAGUGGCCAUCGUCAUGGACCUCCUCACGGACCUGCAGAUUCUCCAGGACCUGCUGGAUGCUUCGUCACGGCGCGGCGUGGCAGUUUACGUUGUGCUGGAGGCGAGGGGAGUGCCCCACUUUCUGGAUAUGUGCUCUCGGCUGCAGAUUAACGCGAUGCAUCUGCGGAAUCUACGUGUGCGGAUGCUAAAAGGUGCAGGGCUGGCCCUGUCCUUUGGAAAACUGCCAGGCUCCCUGUGCUCCAAAUACAUGCUGGUGGAUGGAGAGAAGGUCAUGUUCGGGUCUUACAGCUUCACUUGGAGUUCGUCCCGGCUGGACAGGAACAUGAUCACGGUGAUGUCGGGACACACUGUGGACUUCUUUGACAACGACUUCCGGGAGCUGUACGCAGCGUCUGAGCAGGUGGACCUCUACAGAGAGUUCAACAUCACUAAACCGCCUCUUCCUACACCAGUCAUGAAGCCAAAGAUGCAGCACAUCCGGCCUCUGCCCGUCACUACAUCUCGCUUUCAGGUAUCGGUUGGGGACUCCAGGCAGAUUGACCUGAAAGUUCCUGCGCAUAAGUACCACAAUCCCAAGUACUUGCUGGUUUUCGGGAACAGUUUGGGUCUGACGGGUUCGCUACAGGACUUGUCGACUCAGAGGGACUCGCUGGUAGGUGGGUUGAACCAGAGGAACGGUCUGCAGAACGGCUUUCUCAAUGCAAACAAGGAAAAGUUGGACCGAGCCUCCCCACAGAGUCCGGGUUCACCUACAGAGGAGGAUGGAAAAGGAGGUCAGAAGAAGAACCAGGCAGACGGACCCAAAAAGCGCAGCUCCUUCAGGCAUUUCUUGAAAGGCAGAGGAGCCAAUCACAGUACAGAC